Molecule: messenger RNA, 2049 nt
Organism: Penicillium waksmanii
Lineage: Eukaryota; Fungi; Ascomycota; Eurotiomycetes; Eurotiales; Aspergillaceae
Exons: 3
Coding region: 1-2049 (682 amino acids)
Biological process (GO): regulation of DNA-templated transcription
Molecular function (GO): zinc ion binding; DNA-binding transcription factor activity, RNA polymerase II-specific
Source: RefSeq, a predicted model, not a curated record
AUGCAAUCCCUGAGGCGCCAUAACGAGUUAGACUCGCUGGAGGACCAGGAGCCACCUCGAAAGAAAGUCCGAAAGGGAACCCGUAGUUGCUGGGAGUGCAAACAUCGAAAGGUUCGCUGCCAUUUUGCGACCGAUGGGGAUUCCACCUGCAGGGAAUGCAUGUCUCGUGGCACCUCUUGUCGAAACCAGAGUCUGCCCGAACCAGAAAAAGAGUCCGAUCGUUCAAAUUUGAAUGAACGUAUGGCUCGUAUGGAAAAUCUUCUGGAAAAGGUUCUCAACAAAUUAGAGGUUAUUGAAGGUGAUGCUACUCGCUCUCAGGAGUUUGCUACGUCGCUGGGAAGCCCCGAACCGGGAACACCGGUGCACGACAAUGCUCCAGCCCUGUCGCUUUUCCAAAAUGAAUUGUUAGGCGGUCGACAGGAUCACACUGCGAGGCUUCAAGCUACUACUUUCCGAAAUACAACUGAGCGGAACAAAAACAACUUGCGACAGAAUCUGCUGGGGAUGAUGCCACCGAAUGAUGUGACGUUUGUACGUUUGCACCAGUACAGCUCUUGUUGGCGGUUGCUCCGCAUCCAAUGCUUCCAGGACCAAGAGAGCUCGCUACUCCCCAUCCCACCAUCGGAGCUACCUACUAGCCACCCAACUAUGAUAGCGAAAUGCCUACUCUGGGUUGCUUUGAGCGUUCAACAGCUUCCAGCGCGCUGUGACUUGAUUGACUUGGAAUAUCUCCAGCUCCCUUACCCUCCAACAAAGCUUAUUGAGCAGUACAUGGCGGCUACCAGUAACUCGAAAGACUUCGACGACGCUAUGCUGAGCAGCCUUGACGGGCUUGAGUGCUUGGUCCUACAAGGAAUUAUUCAUAACAAUGAAGGGAGGCUCCGGAGUGCUUGGAUGUCAUAUAGACGAGCUAUUAACAUCGCUCAGAUAAUCGGUCUGCACUCUCGGAUCCCAAUUUCCGGGCGGACUUCGAAGCUGGAGUCUAGGGCUAAGGUGAUAUGGAACCACAUAAUCCACGGUGAUCGCUAUCUUUCCUUGAUGUUGGGAAUGCACCAUGGAAUUGGAGACGCCGCAUUGGUGCCAGAAGACCCAAGAAUCCAGACGCCCAAUUCGGUUACCAUGAAUGCUCUUUGUCGAAUCGCCGGCUCACUAAUUGAGCGAAACCAGAAAUUCCGCGACAUCGACCCGGUUAUGGUACGCAUGACACAGAAUAUAGAUAUCGAUCUUCGUAAAAUUGACCCUGAAUUGACCAAAUCCCAAUUGGUCGAUCGUUUCGGUGGCAAGUCAUCCGAACGACCAGGAGUUUAUACAAAGCUUAUGACAAGUCUCUGGUUUCAUCAACUGACUGCUUGGCUGCAUCUGCCUUUUCUAUUCAAAUCCAGUAUCCCGGGUCCAUAUGAGUACAAUAGGACGUCAUGUCUGAAAGCCUCUCAGGAGAUGAUUACUUGUUACACAGGGAUCCGAGACCUCACAUUAGGCAGCUUCUGCUGCAGAUCCCUUGAUUUUCAAGCAUUUACGGCUGCAGUGACCUUGGUGCUCGAUAUGCUGAGUUCGAAUGGCUCCCAGGAUUACAGAGAGCAGGAUUGCGCACGCUUGAAUCUUGUCAUGUUUAGCCUGCGGGAACACAAGGGUCGCGAGCAUGGAGACAAAGUUGCUAGCCGUGGACUCGUUGCACUAGAGACACUGGUGGCUAUACUCGUGGAAAACCAGCCAGUAUACUCCAAGUUCCUGAAGGCACCCACUCUUCAAGGGGCAGAACAAGGGCGCAUAAAGAUCGAAAUUCCUUACUUCGGCACCUUUUUACUCCAUCGAAAUGCCGACAAAGAUGGUGAAAGGCUUUUGAAUCAGACAGCCAUUGAGCAGCCUGCAUGCGAGAACACUUUAUCCGCGGCUCAAUACAAUACGGCAAGCAACAGAGCCGACCAGACCGCAGAGGAAGCCGAUACGGUAAUCAACAUGAAUGAGGAUCCUUGGACAUUCGACAUUGACCUGACGACAAUACCUCCGUUUCUAUCUGACUUUGGAGAUGACUGGGAUUUGGGAUUGUAA